Molecule: messenger RNA, 2386 nt
Organism: Photinus pyralis (common eastern firefly)
Lineage: Eukaryota; Metazoa; Arthropoda; Insecta; Coleoptera; Lampyridae
Gene: Not3
Product: CCR4-NOT transcription complex subunit 3
Exons: 9
Coding region: 218-2254 (678 amino acids)
Biological process (GO): regulation of DNA-templated transcription; nuclear-transcribed mRNA poly(A) tail shortening
Cellular component (GO): P-body; nucleus; CCR4-NOT core complex
Source: RefSeq, a predicted model, not a curated record
UACCGCGGAAAAAUACAGAGUGUAUUUUAUGUCAAAAUCGUAUACUGCUGCAUCUGGGAAAUUAAUGGAAUUGAACCCCUUACAAGCGUCUUUAAUGCGAACGGAUUACUGAAAUCUCGUUUAUUGUAGCUUGCUGAACAGUAUUGAAAUAAAUAUCGCUCGAUUGCUGGCUUUAGAUGUGCAGAUUAUGAGGACUUGCUGAGGCAAGUGGUCAGACAUGGCAGCGACAAGAAAGUUGCAAGGUGAAAUCGAUAGGUGUUUAAAAAAGGUAACGGAAGGAGUCGAAACGUUCGAAGAUAUCUGGCAGAAGGUGCACAAUGCGACGAACAGCAACCAGAAGGAGAAGUACGAGGCGGAUCUCAAAAAGGAAAUCAAGAAGUUACAGAGGCUACGCGACCAAAUUAAAAGUUGGAUCGCGUCGGGCGAGAUUAAGGACAAAAGCACCUUGAUGGAAUAUCGGAAGCUAAUCGAAACGCAAAUGGAAAGGUUUAAAAUAGUGGAGAGGGAGACUAAGACAAAAGCGUAUUCCAAAGAAGGUCUGGGGGCGGCGCAGAAACUGGAUCCGGCGCAGAAGGAGAGAGAGGAGAUGUCGAGCUGGUUGGUCGGGUGCAUCGAUCAGUUAAACAUUCAGAUAGACUCGUUUGAAUGCGAGAUUGAAUCUUUACUGGCGAAUAAGAAGAAAAAGUUAGACAAGGACAAGCAGGAACGGAUGGACGAGCUGAAGGCGAAGCUCGAAAAGCACAGGUUUCACAUUCGCAAGUUGGAGACGAUACUCCGGAUGCUGGACAACAUGUCGGUCGAAGUGUCACAGAUCAAACAAAUAAAAGACGACGUCGAGUAUUACAUCGACUCCUCGCAGGAUCCCGAUUUCGAGGAGAACGAGUACAUAUACGACGACAUAAUCGGUUUGGACGAGGUCGAAUUGUCGGGCGUCGGUCUGCCGUCGUCGGCGACGACCGACAGCAACGAGACGGGAGGAACGCCGACGUCGAUUAUCUCGGGAUCGUCGCCGAUAGCGUCGCCGUUACUGACGAAUCCGCCGUACAAUCAUUCCAGCGACAGCUCGAACGAGGAGAAGAAGAAUCAGUUCAAGGACGUGCCGAAGCCGGUCAAGCCGACCGCGGUGCGGGCGACGAGCACGAACCUGAACAGUAGCAGCAAUUCGACGUUAAAUUCGAGCGGGAAUAGCGCGACGUCGACGCCUAGCAGUAAACCUACGUUAGUAAGCAGCACGCCUAGUAAACCGUCGUCGGUUCGAGAGUGUUCGCCGGUUCCUCACGUACCCACAACGGGAAAUUUCGCCGCCGUCGCCGCCAAUAAUAUUUUAAAAUCUAUCGCAUGUAAUAACGAAAGUGUUCCGACUUCUGUGAUAAGUACAAGUAAUCAAUCGGUGAUCUCGACGUCUACGGUUACGAAUACUAUCCACCAUACUGUGGCUGCUCAGGCUGGUAAUACGCAUCAAGCGAAUCACACUGCUCAAAACUUAUCCAUCACCUUACAAAAGAACAACUUUGCGGAACAAAUCACGAACAACUGCGUCAGUCCCGUGUCUAGCGUAAGCAGUCGAACGUCGCCAAUGAUCGACAUAACCUUACAGGCGUUAAACCAACCGAUAAUGAACGGACCGACGACGGACAGCAAGAUUGCAGAUGGCAUGUCAUCGUUGAAAACGAUCGCGCAGCAAGUGAUCGACCGUGCCGGUCUGGAUGGGAAUCAAGUAAUGUUAGACACCAAUAAAGUUCAAAAUAAUAGUAAAUCGGAAGCCCAAAUACCUCCACUUUUAGGAGUGGCACCUCUCGGCGCGGUGCCACUGCAGAAAGAGCACCAGGCGCAAUUCCAAAUGAUGGAAUCGGCCUUCUUUCACAUGCCCCACCCGUCCGACUCCGAAAAGCUCCGCACCUACCUGCCCCGAAGUCCGUACCACACGCCCCCCUACUACUUACAAAGUCCGUUACCCCACUCGGACACGCUAGAAUUCUACCAGAGGCUUGCGACGGAAACGCUUUUCUUCGUCUUUUACUACAUGGAAGGGACCAAGGCCCAAUAUUUGGCGGCGAAAGCUUUAAAAAAACAAAGCUGGAGGUUUCACACCAAGUACAUGAUGUGGUUUCAGAGGCACGAAGAGCCGAAGAUCAUCAACGAAGAGUACGAGCAGGGGACGUAUAUUUAUUUCGAUUACGAAAAGUGGGGUCAACGAAAAAAGGAAGGGUUUACAUUCGAGUAUAAGUACUUAGAAGAUCGCGACCUGAACUGAACACCUCCAUGACCUACUUCUCGUUUUAAUUGAGACAAUUUUUCAUUCUAACAUCUGCAUCUCCGAGGUCACCAAGCAUUUAUUUUAAUUGUAAAUAGUAAAGUAAUAUAUGCCGGCAUGGUGCUUAUUAAA